Messenger RNA from Dipodomys spectabilis (banner-tailed kangaroo rat), 2808 nucleotides. RefSeq names its product cholinergic receptor muscarinic 3 (gene Chrm3). Bases 273 to 2045 code for a protein of 590 amino acids. Gene Ontology annotation, biological process: saliva secretion; positive regulation of smooth muscle contraction; G protein-coupled receptor signaling pathway, coupled to cyclic nucleotide second messenger. Gene Ontology annotation, cellular component: dendrite; plasma membrane; synapse. Lineage: Eukaryota; Metazoa; Chordata; Mammalia; Rodentia; Heteromyidae. Gene Ontology annotation, molecular function: G protein-coupled serotonin receptor activity; G protein-coupled acetylcholine receptor activity. The transcript is spliced from 4 exons. The record is from RefSeq and is a predicted model, not a curated record.
UCUUUCACCAAGGACAGAGAUCUUCUCUAAGCCCUUGUGUCCUAUUGGUUACAUGAAGUAGCUGUACAGUUAGGUACCAUGACCUAUUACCUGUGUUCUGAUGAGUGGCCAAAGCAAUUACUUUCAGAACUUCAGCUAAGGUACAAUAAGCUUCCUCUGUGGCAUGGCACCCAGGUUCUGUCUACAAGGCAAGUUCAGCAGACAGCACGAUCCUCGAUACGCUGCUUUGGUUUGAUGAUCUGACCUAGAACAGACUAUGUCACAGAGUCACAAUGACCUUGCACAGUAACAGUUCGGCCUCACCUUUGUUCCCCAACUCUUCGUGGAUCCCCAGCCCCUCAGAUGCAGGCCUGUCCCCCGGGACAGUCCCUCACCUCGGCAGCUACAACAUCUCUCAAGCGUCAGAGAACCUCUCCUCUCCCAACGGUACGGCGGCCGACCCUCUGGGAGGCCACACCGUCUGGCAGGUGGUCUUCAUCGCGUUACUCACUGGUUUCCUGGCCCUGGUGACCAUCAUCGGCAACAUCCUGGUCAUCGUGGCGUUUAAGGUCAACAAGCAGCUGAAGACGGUCAACAACUACUUCCUGCUCAGCCUGGCCUGCGCUGACCUGAUCAUCGGGGUCAUUUCUAUGAACCUGUUCACCACGUACAUCAUCAUGAACCGCUGGGCGCUGGGGAACUUGGCCUGUGACCUCUGGCUGUCCAUUGACUACGUGGCCAGCAAUGCCUCUGUCAUGAAUCUCCUGGUCAUCAGCUUCGACAGGUACUUCUCCAUCACCAGACCCCUCACCUACCGGGCCAAACGAACAACCAAACGCGCCGGCGUGAUGAUUGGCCUGGCUUGGGUCAUCUCCUUUGUGCUGUGGGCUCCGGCCAUUUUGUUCUGGCAGUACUUUGUGGGGAAGAGAACAGUGCCUCCGGGCGAGUGCUUCAUCCAGUUCCUCAGCGAGCCCACCAUCACCUUCGGGACGGCCAUUGCGGCCUUUUACAUGCCAGUCACCAUCAUGACCAUCUUAUACUGGAGGAUCUAUAAGGAGACUGAGAAACGCACCAAAGAGCUGGCCGGGCUGCAGGCCACGGGGACCGAGGCCGAGGCCGAGAGCUUCGUCCACCCCACGGGCAGUUCUCGGAGCUGCAGCAGCUAUGAUCUCCAGCAGCAGAGCCUGAAGUGCUCGGGCAGGAGCAAGUAUGGCCGCUGCCACUUCUGGUUCACCAGCAAGAGCUGGAAGGCCAGCUCGGAGCAGAUGGAGCAGGACCACAGCAGCAGCGACAGCUGGAACAACAAUGACGCGGCCGGCUCGCUGGAGAACUCGGCCUCCUCCGACGAGGAGGACAUCGGCUCCGGCUCCGAGACCAGGGCCAUCUACUCCAUUGUGCUCAAGCUACCUGGCCACAGCACCAUCCUCAACUCCACCAAGCUCCCCUCCUCCGACAACCUACAGGGCCCCCACCAGGAGCUGGGGCCCGCGGACGUGGAGAAGAACGCGACCAAGCUCCAGGCCCAGGAGAGCAUGGAUGAUGGCGACAGCUUUCCCAAAGGCUUCUCCAAGCUGCCCAUCCAUCUAGAGUCGGCCGUGGACGCAGGCAAGACUUCCAAUCCCAACCCCUCGGUGGGCAAAACCACGGCCACGCUACCUCUGUCCUUCAAGGAAGCCACGCUGGCCAAGAGAUUUGCUCUGAAGACCCGAAGUCAGAUCACCAAGAGAAAGAGGAUGUCGCUCAUCAAGGAGAAGAAAGCAGCCCAGACCCUGAGCGCCAUCCUGCUGGCCUUCAUCAUCACCUGGACGCCCUACAACAUCAUGGUCCUGGUGAACACCUUCUGCGACAGCUGCAUUCCGAAAACCUAUUGGAAUCUGGGUUACUGGCUAUGCUACAUCAACAGCACAGUGAACCCCGUGUGCUACGCCCUGUGCAACAAGACAUUCCGCACCACCUUCAAGAUGCUCUUGCUCUGCCAAUGCGACAAAAGGAAAAGGCGCAAGCAGCAGUAUCAGCAGAGACAGUCCGUCCUCUUCCACAAGCGAGGGCCCGAGCAGGCCUUGUAGAGACACAACACGUCCAUGCCAAGUGACAAAACAAAAUCAAAAGAAACCUCACGGGGUCGACCCACAAUCCUGAGCGAGGAAUGAGGCUCGGGGUGGGGGAGAGAGCGACUUUGGUGAUCCUCAGAAUGUGGUGGUGGCAUUUUGUUUAUUUGUUGUUGUUCUUUUUAUCACCAAGAUAGAAAAAGAAGUUGCCUGUUUACUGAUGCAUUGAAUAAGUCAGUUUUCAUAUUUAAAAGAAAAAAGUCAAAUAUCAAUUCAGAGAGAGAGAGAGAGUGAGCAUACUACUGAAUAUAAAGGAAUUUGUUCUGAAAUGGACUUUGUUUCUUUCUUGAAGGGAAAAGCAAUACCGCUCUCCCACCCCUGAUUUUCCACUCGGGUCGAUUCCACUGGGUCCUCUCGGUCCCGUGAGCUCUGACGUCACAGAGGAGUCUCGCUCUGCCAGCCGCCGCAGGCAUUCCGAGGGGCUCGAGUGUUGAUCCUGACCCUGCGUCCGGCAGAGCCAGCUGGUGGCUCUGUGGUCCUAAAAUGAUCUCCUCCACGGCACAGCCGAACCUUCUUGUCCCAACAGAGCUUCUGUCCUCCCUCUGGCCGUGCGUGUUGUUAAAACUCUUUAUUUGUGGACUUGGUUCUUGCAGAGUACUGUUGUUCUUUUGUUUUGUUUUGUUUUGUGCAGUUCAAGUUUUGUACCAAUAAAAUUGCCUAUGUAUACAUAUCUGUGUGUGAGUACUGCACGUGCACACACGAUGUAUAUAUAAUGUAACGG